Molecule: messenger RNA, 1907 nt
Organism: Rhagoletis zephyria (snowberry fruit fly)
Lineage: Eukaryota; Metazoa; Arthropoda; Insecta; Diptera; Tephritidae
Product: paramyosin, long form
Cellular component (GO): cytoplasm; myosin filament; myosin II complex
Molecular function (GO): microfilament motor activity; actin filament binding
Source: RefSeq, a predicted model, not a curated record
CGAAAUACUCUUUAUUCGAACGACACCGGGAUCUCUUGUUCAGUAGAUCACCAGCCUUUCUCCGACGUUUAUUACGAAUUAUUCGGUGACUCGGUGACAACUACAACUUUUGUGUGUGGAGUGCGAAAUAAUUUCUGAUUUAGUCUCACACCUACAAAUUUUUGUUACUGGAGGAUAACAACUGCAUUGCAGGGAAAUCGAAAUUUUUCCACACAACAACAACCAGACACAAAACGCGGGCGCGAACGAAGUGUUCACCUGAGUGAAAAACUUAAAAUAAAUAAUAAUUUUCAUUAUUCAUUAAUUAAUUUUAUAAAUUAAAUUUACAAAAAAAAAAAUAAAAAACAAAAAGUAAAAUGUCCUCGUCGCAAGCAGUACGCUCAUCGAAAUACUCGUAUAGGGCCACCUCAACUGGACCGAGUGGAGCUGAUAUAUCCAUUGAAUACAGCUCUGAUUUGGCCGCCCUCUCCCGUUUGGAGGAUAAAAUCCGUUUGCUCCAAGAUGAUCUUGAAGCCGAACGUGAAUUGCGCCAAAGGAUCGAGCGCGAUAAGGCCGAUCUCAGCGUUCAGGUCAUCCAGAUGUCCGAACGUCUUGAGGAAGCAGAAGGUGGCGCUGAACACCAGUUCGAGGCAAAUCGCAAACGUGACACUGAAUUGUUGAAGCUCCGCAAAAUGCUUGAGGAUGUCCACCUCGAAUCCGAAGAAACUGCCAUUCUUCUGAAGAAGAAGCACAACGAAAUUAUCUCGGAUUUCCAAGAACAAAUCGAAAUCCUAACGAAAGCGAAGUCUAGGGCUGAGAAGGAGAAAUCCAAAUUCCAGGCCGAAAUUUACGAAUAUCUCUCUCAAAUCGAAUCCUACAACAAGGAGCGAAUCGUUACCAGCAAGCAUGUCGAAAGGCUGGAAGUGACAAUCUCUGAAUUGAAUGUGAAAAUUGAGGAAUUGAACCGCACAGUCAUUGACAUCACAUCGCACAAGACCCGCCUCUCGCAAGAGAACAUUGAAUUGAUCAAGGACGUCCAAGAUCUCAAGUCCCAACUGGACACAGUCUCAUAUUCCAGGAGUCAAGUCGUCUCCCAAUUGGAAGAUGCACGCCGCCGUUUGGAAGAUGAAGACCGUCGUCGUUCAAUGUUGGAAUCUUCCCUUCAUCAAGUUGAAAGCGAAUUGGAUUCGACUCGCAUUCAACUCGAAGAAGAAUCGGAAGCUCGUAUUGACUUGGAACGUCAGUUGGUCAAGGCCAAUGCCGAUGCUAUUACCUGGCAAAACAAAUACCAGACCGAAGUAGUUGCCCGCGCUGAGGAGGUCGAAGAGAUCCGUCGCAAAUAUCAAGUGCGCAUUACCGAGCUUGAGGAACAUGUUGAAACACUGAUUGUUAAGAUCAACAACUUGGAGAAACAAAAGACUCGCUUGGCCAGUGAAGUUGAAGUGCUCAUUAUCGAUUUGGAGAAAUCUAAUAACACUUGCCGCGAAUUGACCAAAUCGGUCAACACACUGGAGAAGCACAAUAUUGAACUGAAGAGCCGUCUCGAUGAAACGAUCGUCUUGUACGAGAAUAGCCAACGUGACCUGAAGAACAAGCAUGCCGAUUUGCAGCGCACCAUUCAUGAAUUGGACAAAGUCAAGGAUGCUAACAACCAAUUGGCACGUGAGAACAAGAAAUUAGGAGAUGAUCUCCAUGAAGCCAAGGCUACAAUCAAUGAGUACAGCCGCCGUUUGCAUGAAUUGGAAUUGGAGUUACGCCGCUUGGAGAACGAGCGCGAUGAAUUGACUGCUGCCUACAAGGAAGCUGAGGCUGGUCGCAAGGCUGAGGAGCAACGCGCUCAACGCUUGUCAUCUGAGUUCAACCAAUACCGCCACGAUACCGAACGCCGCCUAGCUGAGAAAGAUGAAGAGAUUGAGGCUAUUCGGUGA